Mangifera indica (mango) is the source of this 1636-nucleotide messenger RNA. Its product is annotated as indole-3-glycerol phosphate synthase, chloroplastic-like. NCBI's taxonomy places the organism in Eukaryota, Viridiplantae, Streptophyta, Magnoliopsida, Sapindales, Anacardiaceae. The transcript has 10 exons. Bases 123 to 1481 code for a protein of 452 amino acids. Gene Ontology annotation, molecular function: indole-3-glycerol-phosphate synthase activity; phosphoribosylanthranilate isomerase activity. Gene Ontology annotation, biological process: L-tryptophan biosynthetic process. The record is from RefSeq and is a predicted model, not a curated record.
CGGUUUCGAAUGAUGAGCUUUUGAAUCUUCUUGCUCUACGCCGACCGUACUGUAUCUUCCCCAGCGGCCCAGCCAACUCCGAAACUCACCGGCGAUACAAACGGCGAAGUUGAAGUUUUAGGAUGGAGGGCUUAGUUUCUCCGAGAACUGUAUCGCUGAAUCUCAAAGCCAAACUGAAGCCGAAACACGAUUACUUCUCAUCCUUAAUCGUACGUUCCGUUCCAAUGGACCCGCAUACACGCCACACUGUCGCUGCCUCCAUUCGAGCUCAACAGGCUGACAGCAAGGAUGUGUCAGCUGUAAUUUCUCCUGUGAAGAAGGAUGUUGAGAUUGCUCUUAAAGUGAAAGAGUGGGAACUGGGGAUGUUCCAAAAUGAGGUAGCUGCUAGCCAAGGUAUAAGAAUAAGGAGAAGGGCUCCAACUGGUCCUCCUUUGAAAUAUGCAGGACCCUUUGAAUUGCAGAUUCAGAAUGAGGGCAAUACUCCUCUGAACAUUUUAGAGGAAAUCAUAUGGCACAAGGAUGUUGAGGUUUCUCAGUUAAAAGAAAGAAUGCCAAUUGAUAUACUGAAGAAAGCCCUUCAGAAUGCUCCACCUGCUAGAGAGUUCAUUGGAGCUCUUAGAGCUGCCCAUUUACGAACUGGACUGCCUGGUUUGAUUGCCGAAGUAAAGAAGGCUUCUCCCAGUAGGGGAAUCAUCAGAGAGGAUUUUGAUCCUGUUAAAAUUGCCCAAGCCUAUGAGAAAGGUGGAGCUGCAUGCCUCAGUGUUUUGACGGAUGAGAAGUAUUUUAAAGGUAGCUUUGAAAAUUUGGAGGCAAUAAGGAGUGCUGGUGUAAAGUGCCCUCUACUGUGCAAAGAAUUCAUAAUAGAUGCAUGGCAGAUCUACUAUGCUCGAAUUAAAGGUGCAGAUGCUGUUCUACUGAUUGCUGCUGUUUUGCCUGAUCUUGACAUCAGAUACAUGAUUAAUGUCUGCAAGAUGCUUGGCUUAGCAGCACUUGUGGAGGUUCAUGAUGAGAAGGAAAUGGAUCGUGUUCUUGGAAUAGAGGGCAUUGAGCUUAUUGGUAUCAACAAUCGUAACCUUGAAACAUUUAAGGUUGAUAUUAGUAACACAAAGAAGCUUCUUCAAGGAGAGCAUGGCCAAAGGAUCCUUCAAAAAGAUAUUAUUGUAGUUGGUGAAUCUGGGCUGUUUACUCCUGAUCAUAUUGCAUAUGUACAAGCAGCUGGUGUUAAAGCUGUUUUGGUUGGGGAGUCAAUUGUGAAACAAAGUGACCCUGCAGAAGGAAUAACUGGACUAUUUGCGGCAGCAGCUCAGGAUUCCACCAGAGUUGAGCUAUGCAACAGCAGUAGGAAUGGCCGGUUGUUGCUGAGUAAUGCAAUGAAUAUUUCCACCUGCCAAAAAUAUCUCCCUUGCAUUCAACUCCUACCACCUGAGCCGAACAAACAUUUAAUAACUUCAUCCAUGGGGAAAAAUAUACAAAGAUUGUAGAUUCGACAAAUAAAAUAUUAGUCUGUUUCACUUUAUGUAGGAUUUGAUUUACAAAGAUUGUAGAAAUGAUGUGUAUUUUACAGAAUCACUUGCUUCAUGAUAUGGGAAGACUUGGGACAACACGCAAACAGCUUCAUCAUCCCAUUUUUUUUGUC